Molecule: messenger RNA, 7591 nt
Organism: Melanotaenia boesemani (Boeseman's rainbowfish)
Lineage: Eukaryota; Metazoa; Chordata; Actinopteri; Atheriniformes; Melanotaeniidae
Product: homeobox-containing protein 1-like
Exons: 11
Coding region: 180-1817 (545 amino acids)
Biological process (GO): positive regulation of DNA-templated transcription
Cellular component (GO): nucleus
Molecular function (GO): double-stranded telomeric DNA binding
Source: RefSeq, a predicted model, not a curated record
UCAACAUGGCGUCUGUCUGCCGGACAAAAGGCGAAUCUGUCUGACGGCGGAUUGAAGCCCAAUUACAAGCAGGGGAGACAUUUUAGGAAAACUGUCAGUGUCCGGUGUGUCCCUGCGCCCCGAGGCGGUAGAUAUAUGAGAAAACAAACAUCUGUGGAGGCUCUCGGACUGGAAUAAGGAUGUUCCAGCACAGUGAGGAGCCUCGCUUCACCAUUGAACAGAUUGACCUCCUCCAGAGGCUUCGACGGACGGGGAUCACCCAAGCUGAAGUCCUACAUGCUCUGGACACCCUUGACCACUUGGACCGGCAACAUGGACGCAAGUUGACCCAUAAACCUUCCUACAUGCCACCCUCGUCUUCCUUGUCUUCUUCCAACACAGUCUCUGCAUCUUCAUCUAUGACUUCCACCUCUACUCAGACAAGUUUUCCCGAUAACCGCCUCUCACUGUCACCUAGCAACAACUUUGACACCACCUCCCCACCUCUGCCAGUUCCAGCAGCCUCACCAGUCGCAAUAACUGCAGUUGCACAGAAUGGCUUAGUUGGCGUCACCAACGGGAAGCUUUCACCGCCCCGGUUUCCUCUCGGUGUGGUCGGCGGCAGUGUGACUACACCAGGCUACGGGUUUGAGGCCAGUGAAGAGGACAUAGAUGUUGAUGAUAAGGUGGAGGACUUGAUGAGGAGAGACAGUGCAGUGAUCAAAGAGGAGAUCAAGUCUUUCCUGGCAAACAGACGGAUCUCACAGGCUGUGGUUGCUCAGGUAACGGGGAUCAGUCAGAGCCGCAUCUCCCACUGGCUCUUGCAGCAGGGAUCGGACCUCAGUGAGCAGAAGAAGCGAGGCUUCUUCCGGUGGUACCUGCUGGAGAAGACCAACCCUGGUGCCACUCUGGCCAUGCGAGCUGCCCCACUGGCUCUGGAGGACAUGAUGGAUUGGCACCACACCCCGCCUCCGUUCAACUCGGCUCCCGUGGGUUUCCGUCUGAGACGAGGGAGCAGAUUCACCUGGAGGAAGGAGUGUCUGGCUGUCAUGGAGAGUUACUUCAGUGAUAACCAGUACCCUGAUGAAGCCAAGAGAGAAGAGAUUGCCACUGCCUGCAAUGCUGUUAUUCAAAAACCAGAAAUUUCCAAAAACUGCCAGCCCUUUAAGCUUUUGAUGGACACUUCUCUUGAGACAACAGGGGAUUCCACGUCAUGGCCAGAGGCUGCGGUAUCUAGAAAAAAACUGUCUGAUUUGGAGAGAGUUACGUCCCUAAAGGUCUACAACUGGUUUGCUAACCGCCGCAAGGACAUCAAGAGGCGCGCCAACAUAGAAGCAGCCAUCUUGGAGAGCCAUGGCAUUGAGGUUCAGAGUCCAGGAGGUCAGUCCAACAGUGAUGAGGUGGAUGGAAACGACUUCCCUGAUCAGGGCUGUGAGGUGUCCUUAUAUGAUAAGAGAGCUUCAGCCAGGCAGUUUGCAUUUGGUCGAGCUGACCUGUCCUCUCCAACCCAGGUCCCCACACUGCUCCCCAGCUGGUUUUCUGCCCUGGCCAGAGGAGGUGUGUCCGGACAGAGGAGCACCUCUCUGAUUGGCCGCUCCCUUGUGUCAGGGGCUGGUUCUCAAUCAGAAGGCUCCAGACUGACGGGCGUAUCCUGGUCCCCUCCUUCCCCGUCCCUCCAGGAUGAGCCCAGCAUCCACGCAGUGCUGUCCGAACCCCAGGACCCUGUCGUUUUGGAGAAGACAGCAAGUCACAACAGUCUGGCUUCAGCCAAUCAGGCGGACGAGGCAGGAUGCUGCAUGGGGAACGAGAUCAAGACGGAGACUCUGGAAGACGACUGAAGGUGGCGGUUGAUUUCUGAGCUGUCAGAACAGGUCUCAUUAUAUGCAAGCAGAUUUUAUAGGAAUGUAAAAUGUGGGGGGAAAAGACCAAAAGUCAUGUAAACACCAACCCUGAGAUACCUCCCAACCCUACCUCCAACCACCAACCUACUCUGCUACGCUCAUAUAGCUAUAAUCAAUGUAUUAUAAUAAUAAUAACAACAAACUAUAUUAGUGCUCCCCAGCCAUUUAUGGAAGAUUUAAAACAAAUCCAACAAAACACACUAAUUUGACAUUCAGCUCUGAAACACUCUGGGAAACGCGCUGUAAUUGUCUUUGUUUUUUCCACUUCAGUUCUUUGUUGAUUUGUUUUAAAUGCUGACCCUCUGAAUCGUCCACUCUUGCUUGUCAAACAGGGCUAGAUGCUUUGUGCAGAUUUCCUCAGAAAAUUGUUUUUCAUAGCAGGACAGCACUGUACUUUAGAAUCGGAAAGUUUCAAGUUCUUGCACUGUGAUCGCAACACAACUGAACAGCCUCCGUGCGUGUGAGUUUUAAAAUUAGGUUAACUUUAAUCAUUUCUUUUCAGAUAUCACAUUUUAUCACAGCUGAUUAUGUGUAGACAGUAAGUUUGAUGUCCUGACAUUUCAGAAUGACCUUUUCCUGACUAAAGAAAUGAGCUCAUGUAUGACAGCAAACAUAAAAGCCCAAAAUUAUUAGACAUAGAUUUAUAAAUAUUCUAAAUAAUUACUUUUGUUUAUUUGCUGUUGAAGUUUGAACAUGGCAGAAUUUCUUGCACUGAUAUAUUUUACAUUUUCUUUAAAUUCUUAUGGCAAAUAGGAAAGUUUAGUAAUUUAAAAAAAAAAAUCUGCAUUUCUAUUUUUACUCAUCCAGAAUUUCAAAAUUAAUUUAUUUAUGAAUAAAAAAAAGUUUAGAGAAGUAAAAUCAGUCAAUUAUUUCUCCCUUUUAAGUUGGUGAGAUAUUCCACAUCGAUAUAAAGGCUGUUAUUCACAUUUACAGUGAGUAAAACUUGAGAGGAUUGUGCUUCUGGGGAAUGACAAACACAAACAUGCAAGAAGCGCCUCUCAAAAUGUGCCAGAAUCCCCAGAAAUAUUCUCCUUUUGGUGUUUGAGUUGCUUGGUGGAUAAGAUGGUUGGAUUCUUCCGCAUUAAUAAGGAAAAUGUACACCUAUUGGUCAUUUUUUACACUUAAUUACACGUCAAUGAUAAAAAGUUGAUUUGCCUUUUUUUUUAAUGGGGGGGCACGUUUAGCUGUGUUUAUUUCACAUAAGCAUGAUCUUUGCAAGUUGCACUUGGUUGUAAGGGCAACUAAUCAAUCCAUCCUACAUAAAAUACAAAUACCAACUAGUAUUAUUAAAAGAGAGAAACUUGGCUGAAUUUUUUUUUCUUUUGGGAGGAGUUUACUUUAAAAUUGUAUCACCCAUUCAAAACUCCAGAUCAGAUAUUAAAAUCCACCUCUUGGUGUUGUCUAUUUAAGGUGUAUUAAUGCUCUGAAUUCAGUAGCAUUUAAAAGGUGAGUUUCAGUAUUAGGUCCUCAGAUUUUAGUUGGGUGGUAACCAUCACAGCCUUGCUAUGUGAAACGCAGCCAAAACUUCAGGCAGAACUGUAUAUAAACCAAACACUCGGAUGUCACUGUGACCGGGUGUUAUUCAUUAAUUUGUGGCCAGGAAUGAUUGAUCACUGUGAGAUAAUCUGUCAUCAAUACUGAUCAGUCAGUUGGGAGGGACUCAUUUUUAAGAUACUACAGAUAAAAGUGUAAUGAAUACAUACAUAUACUACAUACAUACAGUAUACUGUAUGUUUCCUAAUCCAUUUCUAUUUACAUAUAUAUUCAUAUAAGCAUCUAAUGAGAGAAACUACCAGUACGAGUCUGACUUGUUGAUGAAAGGUGAGUGAAACAAUAGCCAAAAUAUUAAGUUUUAUCUAUGUAUUUUCUGAGUGUAUGAGAAUCAUGGCUGUUAUUAGUAAGAGAGAUAUGCUAACUAACGGCACAUCAGAUGUGUCAAAUUAUUGCAAUGUGUGUUUGUUUUUUGUUUUUUUGGUAUAUCUGUGCUUGUUUUCCAUAUGCCAUGUGUUAUGAACACAUAUUGUCACCCCUAAGUUUUAUUUUUUUACUUUAAAUGACACUUUAUGGAUUAUUAUGGUGCUUAUAAUCCCUGCUGUUCAAAUGUUUAAUGGAUCACUAAAAGUGUCUGGAAGACCAGAGCAGCAGCAGGAAGAGGAGGAAAAAUGUUUUUUUUUUUUUUAUCAGUUGUUGGUGAAUUCUCUUGAACCAACCACUUCAGGUAUGAAAAUAUUUAGAUUAAACUGUGAUUAAACUUUACAGCCACUGUAGGAGUCCAGCAUCCAGUAAGUUAUUAAGUCAGGAUUUGCCUUUUUUACCUUUUGAAAUAGUGGCGCUCUUGUUUUACUAGACUUUUAUUUUAUGCAGCAGUUUAUUUUAUGGCCACAUGGGGGCAGUGUUGGAGGCUGAAAAUCAUCCAAUGCUUACAUGUUAGCAAAGGGUUUAAUUACUCAUCCAGCAGAAACAAACACAGUAUUAACAUUAGUUUGGAGUCAUGAGUAAACACUGAAAAUAUUGUUAAUAUUGGACUUCAGGGCAUUAGGUAUAAAUCUAGUAAAAAAAUUUUGGAAGAUAUCAUUUAUAUUUAUAAUUUAUAAAAUUACUUUUUUUUAAAUGAAGUGCUGCAUAUGUGUCGUUUGCUAACAGGUAUAAAGCGUAGAAAAAGAUCCUCAAAAUUGAAUGAAAUCCUGAAUAUUAGAGUGCACUUUCUUUAAAGCUGCACUACUGAACCUUGGCAGACCAUCUCACUGAGGCGCCUCCUAACAUCGGCUAUUUCAGCAUCCAUCUUUCAUCCUGUCUCUUGUCUGAGAUCUCUCCAACCAGUAUAAAGUCAGACUGAUGUUGACUCUUUUGCUGCGUCACCUUCUUACUUUUCCUCGCUUUCUCAGAAAAUUCUCUCGGUUCUCUUUACUGAAUUAACCACCACAUGCCUUCUGAAUGGCCAGUGUGUUGAUAUCCAGUUGCUAGCAAGUGACUUAGCACUGUAAAGCAGCUGUGAUGGUCCAGGCUGGAAAAUAAAGUGACACUAGGGCAACAAUGAUUCCAUGAGCGUUUAUAAUUUAUGUCAGUGUGCCAUCAAAACGAAUCAGAAGCGUUUUAAGGAAACUUAUGUGGUGUUGCUUCAAGAACAGCACAAAAUAGUGCUUACUUCUCAACAUUCAUUUAGCUAUUACAUUUGGCUAAGCUUUUUUAGAAAUAUUACUGGACAAAAGUCAGCAGAAGGUUGAGUUCAGUGUUAGCAUUUGGAGGCUGAUUAAGCUUUUGGGGCUAAUUCUGUUAGCAUGCUUUAGCAGAACGAAAUUAAUAUUUGUUAAUUGCAAAAUGGUUCAAUACUAAAGACGUGAAAGAAAGAGGCUUCAGAUGGCAGUACUUCAGAUAGCAAAACUCAGACAUCAUUACUCCUCAGCUGCUAAAUGUUCUGCUGUGUUCAACACUAUAAACUUGUUAGCCAGCUGUUUGCAGUGGCCUGCUGUGGUACUGCCGACCAGAAACUAAAACAAUGAGCUGAAAGAGACUAAAAAGGUGAGAGGGCUGAGGAGUCCAUGAACAGUCUGUGGGGUUUAACUGAUUUUUCCAAAGAUGAGUGCAGCUCAUACAACAAUGCUAAAAAAUUAGCUUCCAAUUUAGCUAAAUAGGCAAUGCAAUUUAUUUGUAUAGCACAUUUCAUGUACAAGACAAUCCAAAGUGCUUUACAUAAAGCAUUAAAAAGUGGUAGUAGUAGAGAUACAUUACUGUGUCCCCGUUUUGUGACAUACAACCCUGAAAACUUCUCACCGGUUGUUAAGUAAAUCAUAUCAGUCCAUUAAGGCUUAGGUUCAUAUGUGUGUGUAUAUGAUGAGGACACAAGAUGAGGACUUCUCCAGUGGCUGUAUUGGUGCAUCACUGCUAGUGAAAGAAAACUUUUUUCUGUUACAGCCAACACUGCUGGCUUCAUUCAACUUCGUUCAUCACUGUUUUUCAUCAUGUGCUUUUCAAGCUAAGCUAUUAGUUCAGAGUUCAAACUUUACACAGAUACCUCACUAUCCCCUCCCAUCAGCUUUAAGCUACACCCCACCUCUUCCUCCAUGGCUGCUUCAAUGUGAAUCAGUUUUUAAGCUGUCGGGGGAAAAACAAAGAAAACAGAACCGACUGACCAACAGCAAACUGUGAUGAAGCUGUGUUAUAGAAAAAGAAAAAAGGGAAACUCCUUCUCAAACUACAGCCAAUGAUGAUCGCGUUUAAACGUAAAGGGAAGUUCCACUCUAAAACCAGAAUCCUUGAAUUUAUAAGUUCCUGCAUCCACCAUGAAAUACCAAAAUAGUUCCUCCUUCCCUCUGGUGGAGUAUUAACAUGAGUCUCAAGUGUUUUAGAUUAAACGUUGGCGAGAAGUGAAGUUUAAAGAUGAAUUGUGUGUAAUUGUGUGACAGCAGAGCUGUCUCAUGUGUCUUUUUGCUUUAAGCUUUUAAGGCAUCAAUCAGUUAUGUAGCUUUUUGUCAUCUGAAUUACUUACACCAAAAUAUAAAUAUAUAUAUUUUCUUUUUUAAUGUAAGUCUGCUAAGCAGAAGCCUUUCUGAAAUGAAUCUAUAGAUUCAUUUACGACCAUAUGCUGUUUUGAGAUUAUUUCAGGAUUUAAAUGAUUUCGUGCUGCCUUCAUGGUCUUCAUGUUUUUUUUUUUUUUGUGGGUUGCCAUGUUGAGAACUAAAAGAACAUGGAUUCAUAUAUUGAAAACAUGUGAUAAUCAACAGAGCUACAUGGAAAAGAGCUGAGGCUGCCACCUUAGUGUUAUUGAGUUAUUAAUAAACUGUGUUUAACAUCAGACUAAACGAGAAGAUCCGGUUUCACACCUGCAGCUUCUGUUGUUUUCCUUGGUUCUGGUCCUGUUGAUUUUAAGUUCUCUGUGUUUUGAUUUUGUAUUUUACAUUAGAUUGUGUUUUAAACAGCCUAUUAAGUCAGAGUUCCCAUGAAAUGAAAGUGUAGCGCAGUAACUUUGCUCUUCCAGUUUUAACAGGAUUGUCAGGGUACUUGUGUCAUGUCUUUUCAUUAGUCUGUUUUUAAAAAAGGACAAGUUUCUGUUGUUGGCACAGACUUCGGCAUCAGUCACACUUUUCUUUGCUUGAAUGCAACCGGCUCCUCUUCCAGCAGCAGAUUUGGAAGACGGGAGGAUGCUUCCUCUGACUCGAGGCUAUUUUGACAGGAUUGUUGAUCUGAGACGAGCUCUCUGAAGAUCUGGUGUCCUAUCGGUUUCAGACGGUUUGUCUCAGAAUUAGAUGUCGUCCUCAGUCAUCAGUUUGUAAGAUGCAGUCUGACAGUUGGAGAGUAGGAACACUGGUUAUCAUGCAGUCCAUACAUUUCCAGCCUUAAUGUUCUCAUCCAAUCAGCCGGGGCCUGGAAAUACUACGGUAAAAUGAACAUAUCUUUCAGCAGUUUUAUAAUGGUGGUUGCCAUUUCAUUCUGGCAAUAAGCUUCAAUAAAUCUCUGUAAAAUGAAAAAUAUCAAACCUCAGCUGGAUGUAUGUUGUAUAAGUUUGAAUUGAACUUUUUCUUUUUUUUUUUUUUUUUUUCUAUUUCCAGAUUUAGUGCCUUUUUUGACAGUAGACUGUUGUGUAAUUGCUAUGUAGAAAAUCUACAUAUGCCUUUUGUUACUUUUUCAUCUGUUGGAUAAACCUUAAUUUGUUAUUUUUAAGGUGUUUUUAUUGAUAUUCUAUUUACAGGGGAAUAAAACCUGAUCAGACUCCA